AUGUGCGCUCUGCACCUCCGGGUGCCCACAGGCACGCAGCCCGCCCAGCGCCUGCUGCGCUCCCCUCCUGCUCCCUCCCUGAGACCCCACUUCCCCACUCGGGACACCGCUGGUCCCCGCAGGCCCAGGUCCCCGCGCCCCCUCAACGCACCGGUGAUGGCCAGCGGUCAUCCCCAGGGAGCACGGCGAGAAGGGUUCAAGAACCCAGACAACUCUCAAAUCUCACCUCGAAGCCAGGUGACAUACCGCCUCAUGAAGCAGAUCUCAUCCUUCAUGUCAGAGAUCUCAGAUGAGUUUAAGGUGGUGGUGGUCCAGGCCAUCAGUGCCCUGUGUCAGAAGUAUCCUCGCAAACACGCUGUGCUCAUGAACUUCCUGUUCACCAUGCUACGGGAAGAGGGUGGCUUUGAGUACAAGCGGGCCAUCGUGGACUGCAUCAUCAGCAUCAUUGAGGAGAACACGGAGAGCAAGGAGACCGGGCUGUCACACCUGUGCGAAUUCAUUGAGGACUGCGAGUUCACCGUGCUGGCCACCCCCAUCCUGCAUCUUCUAGGCCAGGAGGGGCCCAAGACCAACAACCCCUCCAAGUACAUCCGCUUCAUUUAUAAUCGCAUGGUCUUGGAGCAUGAGGAGGUCCGGGCAGGUGCUGUGAGUGCUCUGGCCAAGUUUGGAGCCCAGAAUGAAGAGAUGUUACCCAGUAUCUUGGUGUUGCUGAAGAGGUGUGUGAUGGACGGUGACAAUGAAGUAAGGGACCGAGCCACCUUCUAUCUCAAUGUCCUGGAGCAGAAGCAGAAGGCCCUCAAUGAGGGCUAUAUCCUAAAUGGUCUGACUGUUUCCAUCCCUGGUCUGGAGAGAGCUCUGCAGCAGUACACUCUAGAACCAUCAGAAAAACCUUUUGACCUCAAGUCUGUGCCCCUAGCGACCACACCAAUGGCAGAACAGAGAACAGAAAGUACCCCCAUCACAGCCACCAAGCAGCCUGAGAAAGUGGCAGCCACCCGGCAAGAGAUCUUCCAGGAGCAGUUGGCGGCAGUGCCAGAGUUCCAAGGGCUGGGGCCCCUCUUCAAGUCGUCUCCUGAGCCUGUGGCCCUCACUGAAUCAGAGACUGAGUAUGUCAUCCGCUGCACCAAACACACCUUCACUGACCACAUGGUGUUCCAGUUUGACUGCACAAACACACUCAACGACCAGACUUUGGAGAACUUCACAGUGCAGAUGGAGCCCACUGAAGCCUAUGAGGUGCUCUGUUACGUGCCUGCCCGAAGCCUACCCUACAACCAGCCUGGGACCUGCUACACAUUGGUCACACUGCCCAAGGAGGACCCUACAGCUGUGGCCUGCACAUUCAGCUGCAUGAUGAAGUUCACUGUCAAGGACUGUGACCCCACCACUGGGGAGACCGAUGAUGAAGGCUAUGAAGAUGAAUAUGUGCUGGAAGAUCUGGAAGUCACUGUCGCUGAUCACAUCCAGAAGGUCAUGAAGCUGAACUUUGAAGCAGCGUGGGAUGAGGUAGGGGAUGAGUUCGAGAAGGAGGAAACAUUCACCUUGUCUACCAUCAAGACACUUGAAGAGGCUGUGGGCAAUAUCGUGAAAUUCCUGGGAAUGCACCCUUGUGAGAGGUCAGACAAAGUGCCAGAUAACAAGAACACCCAUACGUUGCUCCUGGCUGGUGUGUUCCAGGGAGGUCAUGACAUCUUGGUGCGCUCCCGACUGCUGCUUUUGGACACAGUAACAAUGCAGGUGACAGCCAGAAGUUCAGAGGAGCUGCCGGUAGACAUCCUCUUGGCGUCUGUGGGCUAAGAGGCCAGGCUGCAUGAGUCCUACUCCUACCCUUUUCUCCCCAACACUACGCAGAAGUCAUGCCUUCAUCCUGAAUCCAGUGGAAACUCCUUCCCAAGGCUCUGUAUCAAAAACAAUUAGAAAUCACUGGGGAAAAUUUUUUUUUUAAAAUUUAGCCCCUGCCCCAGGACUGCCAGGGGGUAACGUUUUUUUCUUUUUUUAAAUAGGGGAUGAUUUUAGCUUGUCCUAGAACCUGCUGCCGGGCCUGUCAGGGUAGGGACAUUACAAAUGAAUAAAAUGCUCACACUUCC
Mustela lutreola (European mink) is the source of this 2087-nucleotide messenger RNA. RefSeq names its product coatomer subunit gamma-1-like. Gene Ontology annotation, cellular component: endoplasmic reticulum-Golgi intermediate compartment; COPI vesicle coat; Golgi membrane. Gene Ontology annotation, biological process: intracellular protein transport; organelle transport along microtubule; protein secretion. Gene Ontology annotation, molecular function: structural molecule activity. The record is from RefSeq and is a predicted model, not a curated record. Lineage: Eukaryota; Metazoa; Chordata; Mammalia; Carnivora; Mustelidae.